Brassica napus (rape) is the source of this 873-nucleotide messenger RNA. RefSeq lists its product as uncharacterized. The transcript has 2 exons. Bases 1 to 873 code for a protein of 290 amino acids. The record is from RefSeq and is a predicted model, not a curated record. Lineage: Eukaryota; Viridiplantae; Streptophyta; Magnoliopsida; Brassicales; Brassicaceae.
AUGAACAUGAUUACAUUUUUGAUCAUCUCUCCAACUCGCAUUGUUAAGCUAAGAAUACAGAAUGGGGAAUCGGCAUUGUUCUGGUUUGACAAUUGGACGCCAUUUGGGAGCCUAUCUGAUCAUCUCUCCAACUCGCCUUCACGUCUUGGAAUACCGCCUCAUGCCACUGUCUCCUCAUUGUUCAGGAAUGGAUCUUGGCACCUUCCACCUGCAAGGACAGAGACACAAGUUCAACUUCAAGCUUACCUUAUGACAAUCACACUUACUGAAGACCAAGACUACUACGAGUGGGAGAUAAAUGGUCAGGUCUCAGAGCGAUUCAAAACGGGGGAAUUAUAUGCAUACCUCUGUGCGGAAAGAGCAGAUGUCCAAUGGUCCAAGGCGGUCUGGUUCUCAGGAGGAAUCCCACGACACAACUUCCACACUUGGUUAUUGGUCCUGGAUAGAAUCCCAACUCGAGAUAGGUUGAUAAGUUGGGGCAUCAACGUCGACGCAAACUGCCUCCUCUGCAACUCAAUGCCAGAAUCUAGGAAUCAUCUCUUCUUCUCUUGUUCCUUUAGUUUUCAGCUAUGGAGCAAGGUCGCCUCAAGGCUAGAGAUACAACCUCAGAGAGGCUGGGAGGACACUCUCAACCAAAUGACUGCGCUUCACCUACAGAAAUCGCAUCGUCUCCUGGUACUAACGGCUUGGCAAGCAACGACUUAUUGGCUCUGGAAUGAGAGGAAUGCUAGACUGCACUCUAACACUUUCCGAUCUGUCGAUAGUAUCUUCAAACUCCUUGAUCGCCAACUAAUCAACAAGGUUCAGAGCUUCAGAGAAUUGAACCCUAGGAGAUCCUCGCAGAUGAUGCAAAGGUGGAUUCGCUUUGCAUGA